Messenger RNA from Aspergillus campestris IBT 28561, 740 nucleotides. RefSeq names its product 40S ribosomal protein uS10 (gene S10a). Gene Ontology annotation, molecular function: RNA binding; structural constituent of ribosome. Gene Ontology annotation, biological process: translation. Gene Ontology annotation, cellular component: cytosolic small ribosomal subunit; ribosome. Bases 54 to 404 code for a protein of 116 amino acids. The transcript has 3 exons. The record is from RefSeq and is a predicted model, not a curated record. Lineage: Eukaryota; Fungi; Ascomycota; Eurotiomycetes; Eurotiales; Aspergillaceae.
CCCUGCAGUUCAGGUCUUGAUCGGCAAAUUAACCCGCAACACCAAUCCUCAAAAUGUCUUUCCAGAAGCCCGAGAAGGAUUUCGGCGAGGGCCCCAAGGUCCACAAGAUCCGCAUCACCCUCACCUCCCGCAAGGUCGCCGCCCUUGAGAAGGUCUGCUCCGAGCUCAUCGACCGUGCCCGCGGCAAGUCCCUGCAGGUCAAGGGCCCCGUCCGUCUGCCCACCAAGACCCUGCAGAUCUCCACCCGCAAGACCCCCAACGGUGAGGGUUCCAAGACCUGGGACAAGUAUGAGAUGCGCAUCCACAAGCGUCUGAUCGACCUGCUCGCCCCCACCGAGACCGUCAAGCAGAUCAUCAUCAACAUCGAGGCUGGUGUUGAGGUUGAGGUCACCAUCGCCGCCUAAGCGCGCGCUGGAGACUCUCGUUCCACUCCGGGCUGCCGAGGGAUGGCGGUUGCCGCUUGCGAGGCCCGUGUUGGGCCCGCGUCGAUACCCGCUAGAACUUGGCACAACAAUGAAACAAAAAUCUGGAAAUGACUAGUGGCUGUUCCUGGUGUUCCUGCUUUGCGUGUGUAGUUUUCAUCUGUCGGACGUGUAGUUCUUGUCGGACGUGUAGUUCUUGUCGGACGUGUAGUUGACGGUUCCGUUGCGUCAAAGUAGUUGGGUAUUGUAAUAUGGUCCAAAUGUGUAAUUGAUUGAUUGAUUGAUUGAUUGGUUGGUUAAUUCACCGAAAACGCCUUC